Molecule: messenger RNA, 1274 nt
Organism: Umbelopsis ramanniana AG
Lineage: Eukaryota; Fungi; Mucoromycota; Umbelopsidomycetes; Umbelopsidales; Umbelopsidaceae
Exons: 3
Coding region: 123-1163 (346 amino acids)
Biological process (GO): pyrimidine nucleotide-sugar transmembrane transport
Cellular component (GO): Golgi membrane
Molecular function (GO): UDP-galactose transmembrane transporter activity
Source: RefSeq, a predicted model, not a curated record
UUUGUCCCACAAGGAACAACAAUAGCCAGCCAACUUUUUCAAAAAUCUCACACAAAAAUCUCAGUCAUAAUUCAAUUUAUUUUUCAAAAGCCAGAACAAAAUGUCUCGGUCUCUUCUUUGCAAUGUCCAAUGUACAGCGCAUCCCUGUUUUACCUGUCCAUGGAACAUCCCGAAAGAAAAAUCAAAUGGAGCUCUUAAAAUCGAAGCGAACGCAGAUAGCGCUUGUCGUUCUCAUUAUACAAAACUCGACGUUAGUGUUAAUGAUGCACUAUUCACGCAUUAAUCAAGAUCCUGGACAACCCAUGUAUAUUGCGUCGACAGCCGUGUUUAUGGCUGAAUUGAUCAAAAUAGCGGCAUGCCUUACAGCCAUUAUGCAUGAAAAUGGUCAAGAAAGAUUUCUACCAGUGCUCUACCGAGACCUUGUUUGCCAACCCAAAGAAUUGCUCAAGAUGCUUAUUCCGUCCGGCUUGUAUGCCAUUCAGAAUAAUCUGUUAUAUAUUGCAUUGAGCAACCUAGAGGCGGCUACCUUCCAAGUCACUUACCAACUAAAGAUUUUAUCCACUGCCAUUUUCUCCGUCCUCUUACUCGGCACAGCACUUACCAAACAGAAAUGGCUGGCGCUUCUUUUGCUCAUGAUUGGCGUCACGCUCGUACAAUUACCCACCUCCACAGCGUCGAGCGAAAAACAUAAUGGAUCAACCCAAAAUCAAACAGUCGGCUUGCUUGCCGUUAUGGCAUCAUGUGUAUCGUCAGGAUUUGCUGGAUGUUACUUUGAAAAGAUUCUCAAGUCCUCAAAUACUUCCAUGUGGAUACGGAAUAUACAAUUGGGUAUUUCUGGAGCGGUCUUCUCCUUUAUAGCCGUUAUGGCCUACGAUUACCCCCGAAUAGCCGAAGGAGGCAUGUUUCAAGGGUAUGGUUUGUUGACUUGCUUGGUUGUCAUAAAUCAGGCGUUAGGUGGAUUAUUGGUAUCGCUUGUGGUGAGAUAUGCCGACAACAUUCUCAAAGGGUUCGCCACUAGCCUCUCGAUUAUACUUUCAAGUAUCAUAAGCUUCAGACUUUUCGACUUUCAACCCUCAUACCAUUUCAUAUUCGGAGCCAUGUUAGUCAUGCUCGCAACUUAUGUAUAUGGAAGACCUGUCCCUCAGUCAGUUAAGCGAUUAUGAUACAGGAAGACGAAGACCGCAAUGCUUUGUACCACAGCCGUUUGCAAAGAGAAACGUAUUGCAUUGUAUGGGAUUAUAUGUUCCCUCCCCCUUUUUUUUUUACGCUACACU